Herpailurus yagouaroundi (jaguarundi) is the source of this 1089-nucleotide messenger RNA. RefSeq names its product basic proline-rich protein-like. Lineage: Eukaryota; Metazoa; Chordata; Mammalia; Carnivora; Felidae. The record is from RefSeq and is a predicted model, not a curated record. Bases 1 to 1089 code for a protein of 362 amino acids. The transcript has 5 exons.
AUGAAAACGCCUGCCUGGUGGAAAUGUUCCAAAGCUCCCGAAAACUGCCUAGGACUGCCUGAUAUCAAGGAGGCGGUGGCACCCCCACCGCCUGGCAGCCCAGGCCCCCACCCGAGCACCCCACUUGCCCACAGUGCCAGUUCCAAGGAGGGCCAGGGGACACCGCCCGGCACUCGCCCGCUCGCUCGCUCGGUGGAGUGGGCAGGAACGCGCGAGGCGCCGGGAGGGUUGGGCUGGCGGCCCAGCCGGAAAGGGUCAGGGAGGGGGCAGUUCAGUCUCCGUCGGAGAGGCGACUCCGGACAACCGCUCAAAGUUGGGGAGGGGGUUCCUCUGCGAGCGCCCGCGGCGGGCGAGAUAAACAAGGCGGCGCACGGGAGAGCGGGCGGCCACCCCCCACCCGGCCAGCGCGGGCACUGGCACUGCCGCAGCGCCCCCGCGCCCCGACCGGCCUGGCUCCGGGACGGGCUUCUCCGCGAGAGGCCGAGCUCGCCCCAGGGCGGGAAAGGAAGCCAGAAAGCUCGAGGCGCCAAGGACGGGAGCUUGGCGGGGGCGAUAGAGUCCGAGGCCGCGCAGCCGGCACCCGCCCGGAGCGCAAACGAAAGCCCCCAGCAACAGGCCCCGCCCCUCACGACAGGCCCCGCCCCGCGCCUUCCAAGCUGCCCGCCUUCCCCUUGGCGGCGUCCGCCGGCUCUGGCCGUGUCCAGGCCCUGUGCCCAGUGUUCGGCCCCGUGCCCAGUCCCUGAUCCGCCCCCGGAGCUUCCUCCCUCGGGACCCCGCGGCCCGCCCGAGCGCCCCCGGCCCGCGCCGAGGGAGGGUGCGUGGCGCACACGUGACACGUGUUGUGGGCGGAGCCUGCGCCGGCAGAGAUGCCGGCGGAGGUGGCCCGGGGGAGGGUGGGCGCGGGCCUCGCCUAGCUCUCGCCCCGGAGCUCGCGUAGGCCUCGGCCGGCCCGCCCGCCCCGCCCCUCCUCUAGCCCGGCCGGGGCCCUGCUCUGGCUCCUCGCCCGGCGAGCGCUGCGCUAGGCCUCCCGUUGAUUUUGCCACUGUUACGGCUCCUCCUCCUGCACCCUCCGCGCGCAGCGCGGCUUAG